AUGCCUGGCGCAAUUUGGGUGGCGUCAGGGGCCCGAAAUUUCGAAUUUGUGGCGGCACAAUUGGCGCACGGAAACAUUGAGUCUGGUGUCCUUUUCAUUCAAGGUCGACAAGGUCGAAAAUGCCUAUCUCUGCGCCUCGUGAAUAUCACUCCGACACCGAGUUCCAUUUUCAUGAAAACCACGCCGAUGCCAUUAUCCGAACCGUCACCUACCCCCGCAAAGAAUUAUGUCAAUCAGCCAUAUGGUUUCCGCCCAGUCAACAUGAUCCCAUUCUCUCUGCCUGGAACAUACAGGAUAAAGAAAUCCACAUACAAAUCUCGCGUUACGAUUGUCUCUGCUCUGCAGGCACUAUUCAUAUCGGACCAGCAACCGCUAAAACCGACGCGGGUAGUGUUCAUUCCGCCGGCGCCGAAUCAAGCCCUGAACUUUAUGGGGUCGUGUGCGCUUCCUUAUUAUGAUACACAAACAGGCAAAGUCGAAGACGUUGUGUCCUGUGCCGGGUGUCAACUAGCUGUCGAAAAAGGCAUUAUCGGUGUCAGCUUAGAUAGCUGGUCAUGGGCACGCGAGGUUUGCACAAAGGUAUAUGCGCGGGAUGAGUUUCUGGAACAUUUUAGGUGGUGCAAACAGGCACAGCUUCUCUGGAACACGAGUGAUGAAGGGAAAAGCCAGCCUCCCGAGCUACCGGUGGCUGCUCGGUUGAAUGGUCACUUCGGCCAAGAGGUUAACAAGGAUAUGUAA
Molecule: messenger RNA, 738 nt
Organism: Metarhizium acridum CQMa 102
Lineage: Eukaryota; Fungi; Ascomycota; Sordariomycetes; Hypocreales; Clavicipitaceae
Source: RefSeq, a predicted model, not a curated record